Molecule: messenger RNA, 1104 nt
Organism: Nicotiana attenuata
Lineage: Eukaryota; Viridiplantae; Streptophyta; Magnoliopsida; Solanales; Solanaceae
Exons: 2
Coding region: 1-1104 (367 amino acids)
Source: RefSeq, a predicted model, not a curated record
AUGGAGGAUAUUUUCAAAAUAAAGCAAGGGGAUUCCGAGCUGCUUAGAGAAUUCGUAGAUAGAUUCCAGCGUGAAAGGAUGACGUUACCACUCGUACCUGAUAAUUGGGCAGCUAUGGCUUUUGCCAGUAAUUUGAAUAAAAAGAGCUCAGAAGCCACGAGACGACUCAAAGAAAGUCUACGUGAAUUUCCAGCAACAACCUGGAAUGAUGUUUACAACAGAUACAACACGAAGCUAAGGAUAGAAGAAGAUACCAUCUCCCGGUCUCAAAAAGAGGAGAAGGUGAGUUCGAGACGUGCUGAAACCGAAAAAAGAUCCGGUAAAAACAGAUACGAACCCUACAUGGUCCCAGCGGGAAGAGAUUCACGUUCAAAACAGGACAAUUCAAGGUAUGAUCAUAGAUCGAGAGAUAGAGAGUCGGGUUCAUCAUCAAGGUUUGGAAAAGAUCGAAACGCACGAGAGACGCGAGAUGAUGACAGAUGUUUGAAGGCAAGAUUUGGCGGUUACAAUUUUAAUAUCAGCACUUCGGAGUUAGUAGCAGUAUUAAGAAGCAUGGGUGAUAAGGUGCGGUGGCUAAAGGAAAUAAGAUCAAAUCCGAAUAGGCGUAAUCUUGAUCACUGGUGCGAGUUUCACAACUAUCAUUGUCAUAAAACGACAGAUUGUAGAUUGCUACAAGGUGAAGUAGACCAUUUAUUAAAGCAAGGGUAUCUUACCGAGCUAUUUAGUGAAAAAGGUAUUUCCGAGAACAUCAUUUUGCUAAGAGUAUUAAACGCGAUGCAAGCCGAAGAUAAGCUAGUACCUAAAGCACAUACGUUAUCUGGCUUUGACAAUUCAAGCGUCGUGACAAAAGGGGAGGUAGUACUUACAACAUUCGCAGAAGGAGUUGUUAAAGAUCCGAAAUUUCAGGUGGUAGAGAUGGAAAUGGCUUACAAUAUGAUUCUUGGUAGACCGUGGAUUCACGAGAUGGAUGUUGUGCCGUCUACCCUACAUCAAGUUAUUAAAUUCCCAUCACCAUGGGGAAUACGUCAAAUCCGUGGGGAUCAACAAACAUCCAGGAGCAUCAACUCUGUAGCAGAUUCAAGCACAAAAAACGAAGAAAAGUAG